AUGAAACUUGUCAACGAUGCUAUUGACGAAAUUGGAUUCACACCUUACCAUUUGAAAUUGUUCUUUCUUAACGGUAUGGGUUAUGCUACUGAUUCACAAUUGGGUUAUAUUGAAAGUUCAGUUAGAACUUAUGUCAAUUAUCAAUUUGGUUAUACAUAUCCAAUUUCUAAUGAAAUGGUAGGUGCUGGUUUAUUGGUAGGUGCCUUAUUUUGGGGGUUCUCUGCCGAUUUAAUUGGUAGAAGAACGGCUUUUAAUUGUUCUUUAUUUUUAUCAGCAGUUCUUAUUAUAUUGAAUGGUGCUAUGGGAACUAUGGCCACUUACUGUAUCUUUAUGUUCCUUUCCAUGUUUGCUACUGGUGGUAAUUUAGUGUUGGAUACAUGUGUAUUUUUGGAAUAUCUACCUCAUAAGGAUCAAUGGUUAUUGACUUUCUUUGCCUUUUUCUGGUCGAUUGGUCAGACUGUUGCUGUUUUAUUGGCUUAUGCAUUCUUACCAAAUUAUUCUUGUUCCUCUGCUGAUGAUUGUCCAUCCCAUGAAAACAGAGGUUGGAGAUAUGUCUUUUAUGUUAAUGGAGCCAUUGUAUUGGUAUUAGCUAUCCUAAGAGUAACUGUAAUUAGAUUACAAGAAACUCCAAAGUUCUUAGUCUCUAAUAAUAGAGAUGAAGAAGCAAUUAAAGUGUUGCAGGGAAUUGCAACAAAAUAUGGUAGAAGUUGUUCAUUGACUAUCGAAGAUUUGAGUCAAUAUGGUGAAAUUGAAUCAAAUGACGAUUAUAGAAAGCAUCGUACUCUUGGUGGUAUCUUUACAUUAAUAAAACAUCAUGUUCAGAUUUUAUUUUCCAACAAAAAGGUUGCAAGAUCUACUUCAUUAGUUUAUCUUUCUUGGUUCCUUUUAGGUAUUUCUUAUCCAUUAUACUCCAACUUUUUGCCUGUCUAUUUAGCUACUAGAGGUAACAAUAUUAGUGCUUCAACUACUUCUGGAGUCUAUCGUGAUAAUGUUGUUGGUAAUAUCUCCUCUAUGGGUGGUCCAAUCAUUGCCGGUGCACUUCUUUAUUUCUUCCCAGUUUUAGGUCGUCGUGGUGUUUUAUGUAUUGGUGGUAUUACAGGAAUGGCCCUUUUAUUUGGAUAUACUGCUGUAAAGAAUCAUACUCAAAAUGUGGCACUUUCUUCAGCCUCUUAUGCUGGUAUUUAUAUCUAUUAUGCAUGUUUAUAUGCCUACACUCCUGAAGUUUUCCCCGCUGCUGCUAGAGCUACUGGUAAUGCCAUUGCUAUUGCUUGUACAAGAGUGGCUGCUUGUAUUGUUCCAGUGAUUGCUUACUAUUCCAAUACAAGUUCAUCAGUACCUAUUUGGAUUUGUGGUGCAUUUGUUGGUAUUAUUGGGCUCUUGGCACUUUUAUUGCCAUUUGAACCUUCAAAACAUCGUGUUGUUUAG
Molecule: messenger RNA, 1425 nt
Organism: Scheffersomyces amazonensis
Lineage: Eukaryota; Fungi; Ascomycota; Pichiomycetes; Serinales; Debaryomycetaceae
Product: inorganic phosphate transporter
Exons: 1
Coding region: 1-1425 (474 amino acids)
Biological process (GO): transmembrane transport
Cellular component (GO): membrane
Molecular function (GO): transmembrane transporter activity
Source: RefSeq, a predicted model, not a curated record